CAUUGGGUGUUGGACGCUAGAGCGGGAUUGACGUUUAUUUCAAAGGGUAGUCUACGGGAAAUUUGGGUACAAUACUGCCCUCUACUGUUCAUAGAAAGAGUCAGCACAGUUUUACGCAUUAAGAAAUUGUCUGCGUACUGUAGGCUGUGUGAAACGCACCGUCCACACUGUAUGUUCUGCUGACUUCAACAACAUGGCGCUGCGUGGACUGAACAUUUGUGUCCGAUUAAUGCGUGAUUCUCCAAGAAAAGGAAUACUUCAGAGUUCGCCCCGAGUGGGGUGUUUGGGAUGUCAAAUUGGAGCAAAACGGCAUCUCUUGUCUGAAGAUGUUGUGAAGCUGCAAGAUUUUCAACAGAGGAAACUUGCCGUGGCCCACCAGGUUUCAGGAGCAAAAAGCGACUACUUUGAGAACGUGAGUCAGAAACUGCAGAAGAACGAGUUAAUUCUGAAGGACGAACUGAAGCUGCUGCUGCACUUGUGCCAGUCGGCCGAUGACAUGGUCACGGCCAAGAGCGCCAUAUACAGGUAUCAUGAGGAGAAUAGAAAUGUGUCAUUUGGGGACUUUAAAUUUGGUCCCCUGUUCAUGAGACUCUGCUAUGAACUCGGCCUGGAGGACAUGGCAGCGACGACUGUAACUGACAAGACACUCAAAGGAUUCUUCUCAGAUUCCACGUCAUUCAACAUUGCCAUUGACAUGCUGUUUAUGAAAGAAUGCUAUGACGGUGCCUUAGAGGUUGUGGCAGAGAUGAGAAAACAGGGUGUGACCUUCAAUAAAGACACCCACACGUUAGCUUGUGCCACCUGUUACAAGCUGAAUACUCCAAAGUCUUACAGAGUCUGCAUGGUCCUGCUGGAGGAGGGACAGCUCAAAGGUCACAUGAUACCCAGGCACGCAUACUGCUUCGCUGCUGCUCUUGCCAUCAAACAGAAUGACUUGGAAAAAGCCAAGAAAUUUUACUCUCAAAUCAUGAACACAGAAAGCAAACUAUGCAUGAAUCUAAAUGUGUGGAUCUUGGCAAUGGAGGGAUCCAUAAGAGACGCCGUUGCUAUCCUUAACACGUCCAUCCUCCCCAACACUCCCACCUUCGUCAAGAGGCCUGAAUUUAGCCAGGAAGUGCUGGAGGAGCUGCAGAGGCAGAGUGUGGACGGGACGUGGGCGGUGCAGGUGGAGCGGGUGGUGGCACGGCUGCAGAAGGCCGGGCAGGUGACGGUGCAGAGUCUGGACGCCAUGCUGUGCCACACGCCCAAGGGCAAGAGGAGGACGAUGCCCAUGCUGGAGGAGAGAAAGACCAGCCGCAGGACACUCAGGCCGCUGCGCUCUACACUGCUGUCUGAGUAACACACACACACACACACACACACACACACACACACACACACACACACUUGGAGACGGACCAGCCAGAGACCAUGGCAAGUUGUUAUUUGCCUUAAAGCAGGAGCUCUGGGUGGGGAAUGCCAUGGAUAGUAUCAUCUCUUGAGAGCUGUCAAGACGUCGUCCAACACCAGUGUUAAUUCACCAAAGCUGCUUUGAACAAUGUGUCCUACAACGAGUAGGAGUUACCGCUGUAAUUCUAUUGUGGUUCUGGAAUGAUGGACUUUUUUAGAACCGGAGCUUCCCCAUUCAGUCAAAGGGACUAUCUGUGACCCCAGUCAAGUUGAUGCCAGUCUUUGUAACCGGGCCAUGCCCAAAUCCAGAGCUCUGGACUCUGUGGCGAGCCUAACUCCUCCCUCUCCGGUCCAUAGAAUGGAGCGCUAUGCCGUCAGUGCUGCCCUCUCUUUUAUAAAGCCUGAUCUGGUGGCUAGGAGGGCGGAUGGAAACUUUCCCUCCUCCGGUGUUCACUCAGCAUCACACACACUUGGAGGUUACA
Molecule: messenger RNA, 1871 nt
Organism: Alosa sapidissima (American shad)
Lineage: Eukaryota; Metazoa; Chordata; Actinopteri; Clupeiformes; Clupeidae
Gene: ptcd2
Product: pentatricopeptide repeat domain 2
Exons: 11
Coding region: 194-1339 (381 amino acids)
Biological process (GO): regulation of mRNA processing; mitochondrion organization; multicellular organism development
Cellular component (GO): mitochondrion
Molecular function (GO): protein binding; RNA binding
Source: RefSeq, a predicted model, not a curated record